Messenger RNA from Olea europaea var. sylvestris, 2608 nucleotides. Its product is annotated as LMBR1 domain-containing protein 2 homolog A-like. Gene Ontology annotation, cellular component: membrane. Lineage: Eukaryota; Viridiplantae; Streptophyta; Magnoliopsida; Lamiales; Oleaceae. The record is from RefSeq and is a predicted model, not a curated record.
AAUCCCCCGGGAAAAUGUUCCAUCUCAGCUUCUCUUGAAACCAUAAAAAGAAGAAGAAGAAAUGGUAAUGGCUUAAAUCGUGGUUAUGAAUAUUAUAAAUCACCUAAAUAACACGAGGUGGCUGGUGGGUGUAGUACUUUUCAUUUCUUUAUUGGCCUUUCCUAUCACGUAAACCAAGAAUCUUUAACGCCAACAAUAAGAAUUUCGUGCAAAAAUUUCCCUUUUUUUCCUACACUUUCUUGGAGGAUUGGAAGGAGAGAAGAGGAAAAAUCAGAAUCAAAAUGUGGGUUUUUUAUUUGAUAUCGCUGCCACUAACUAUGGGGAUGGUGGGUAUAACGCUAUGGUACUUCGCUGGACCCGACGUAGCUCGCUAUGUCCGCUUUACUGUCGGUUACACCUGGUUUUGCUCCGUUUCUAUAAUCAUCCUCGUACCCGCCGACAUAUGGACCACAAUUGUUAAUCAUGACAAGGGAGGAAUCUCUUUCUUCUGGAGCUGGUCAUAUUGGAGUACAUUUUUACUUACUUGGGGUGUGGUGCCUAUACUUCAGGGUUAUGAAGAUGCUGGGGACUUCACUGUUACUGAAAGAUUGAAGACUAGCGCUCAUGUAAACCUAAUCUACUACUUUUGUGUUGGUUCUAUUGCACUCUGUGGACUUGUUCUACUCAUCUUUCUGCGCAAGAACUGGAGUGGUAGUAUUCUCGGUUUUGCUAUGGCAUGCUCAAAUACGUUUGGUCUUGUAACUGGUGCUAUUCUUCUGGGUUUCGGUUUGAGUGAAAUUCCAAAAGGUAUCUGGAGAAAUGCAGAUUGGAUAACCUGCCAGAAAGUCCUUUCUCAUAAAGUGGCUAAAAUGGCUGUAAAACUUGAUGAUGCUCAUCAAGAAUUCUCAAAUGCUAUAGUUGUUGCUCAAGCUACAUCAAAGCAAAUGUCGAAGCGUGAUCCUCUGAGGCCCUUCAUGAAUAUAGUUGAUAAAAUGUUGGUUCGGAUGCUGAGUGAAGAUCCCUCUUUUAAACCACAAGGUGGUAAAUUAGGGGAAAGUGAUAUGGAUUAUGACACUGAUGAAAAAUCAAUGGCUACUCUUAGACGUCAACUUAAGAGAGCUCGAGAAGGGUACUACCGCUAUAAAAGCGAGUAUAUGAAUUUUGUCACAGAAGCCCUAGAACUAGAAGACACUAUGAAGAAUUAUGAGCACUGCAGUGCGACUGGAUGGAAAUACAGUUCAAGCUUCAGACCUGAACGUAAAGGCAAAGUAGGGACUUCUCUUGAUGUCCUUGAAUUGGUAUGGCGAUGUAUACUGAGAAAACAACUUGAGAAGCUCUUGGCUAUUGUAUUGGGCUGCAUGUCAGCUGCUAUUCUCCUAGCAGAAGCAACAAUUCUUCCUAGUGGAGUUGAUUUGUCUCUCGUCUCAAUUCUUAUAAACGCCGUAAAAAAGAAUGAGAUGCUUGUGCAGGUCGCUGCUUUUAUUCCUCUUGUGUAUAUGUGUGUCUGUACAUACUAUUCCUUGUUCAAGAUUGGAAUGCUGACAUUUUACUAUUUUACUCCAAGACAAACAAGUUCAGUCAGUUUGCUUAUGAUUUGCUCAAUGGUUGCACGUUAUGCUCCUCCCAUCUCAUACAAUUUUCUCAACCUCAUUCAUCUUGACAAGGAUGCGAAAACUAUUUUUGAAAAGAGAAUGGGGAAUAUUGAUGACGCUGUGCCUUUCUUUGGAAAAGGAUUCAAUAAAAUCUAUCCACUUAUUAUGGUCAUAUAUACCAUACUGAUAGCAAGCAAUUUCUUUGACCACGUCCUUGAUUACUUUGGAAACUGGAAAAUAUUCAGAUUUCACAGUGAAGAAGCAGAUGAUUUAGAUGGUUUUGAUGCAUCAGGAUUGAUUAUCUUGCAGAAAGAGCGGUCUUGGCUUGAGCAAGGAUAUAAAGUUGGUGAACUCGUUGUUCCAUUAGCAAGAAAUUUUAACAAUGCAAGCAUAAAUCUUGAAUCUGGAAGCAGUACCAGGAAAGCAAAAGCACCUACAUUUACAAGGGAGGAUGAUUUGAAUACUCACUCGAAGCCUCUGAAAUCCGAGGUGCAGAAUGACACGAGUCAAGUGGGCAUCAGCAAGAAGUAUGCCGCCACAAGAUCACAAUCAGAUGGACAAGAAAUGAAAUUGAAUACAAAAGAGAGGAAUAUGCUUGCGAAAUCAUCUUCUGGAAUGGACUCCACUUGGGAAUCGAUGAAGAUGGAGUUACGUAAUUUCAAGUCUAAUAUUGACGCGAAGAGAUUCAUUCCUUUACAUCAGGUUCAAGAUGAAUACUCGCGUCUUUCUUCUGAAUCCCUUGAUGAUAUUUUCUCAAGGAUUAAACGGCCAAUUGCAGACCAUAUGAUUCAUGACAACCAUGAUGAUCUCGAUGAUUAUGAAAUGGACAGGAAGCGGCCGGGGUGAAGCAGAUGAUAUGUGCACUAGAAAUAGGCCUUCUGUAGAGACAUGGAUCUUAAUUUUUGCUGCUGGAUCAUAGUGAUACAUAGAAGAAUACACCACAAAUACAUAGUACAAAGUUUAUAAUUUUGGUUCAAUUGAAGUCACAAUGUAGUUACUGUAAUGAUUGUACAAUACAAAAUCUAUCUUUUAAGGUU